This is a messenger RNA of Oryzias latipes (Japanese medaka), 1377 nucleotides long. RefSeq names its product apolipoprotein L3-like. Gene Ontology annotation, biological process: lipoprotein metabolic process; lipid transport. The record is from RefSeq and is a predicted model, not a curated record. Gene Ontology annotation, molecular function: lipid binding. NCBI's taxonomy places the organism in Eukaryota, Metazoa, Chordata, Actinopteri, Beloniformes, Adrianichthyidae. Gene Ontology annotation, cellular component: extracellular region; membrane.
UCUCUGUUUUUGCAGGCGACCCCUCCUGUUCCUCUGCCACGGACGCAGCGUUGCCCUAAGACAAAGUCUCUUGAUGAGGAGUUGUUACGUACUAACUGCUCACCUGAGUGUCCUGCAGAACCUACAGAGAUGAGUCCCCGUCAGACCAAACCACCCCCAGUGUUGUCCAAGAAGAUUAUAAAACAGAAUUCGGAAAAUAUUCAAACUUUGCCAAGUUUUGAAGAAGUAUUGAAGGAUGUGGACCAUCGCAUCUCUAGGGUGGUCUCUCAAGAAUCUCCUGCUGUCCCACGUACAGCAGCAACAAAUGAUCCUGAUGACAAAAAGAACAACUCGAAAAAAGAAUCUCUUUCCAGCAGGAACAUAUCUUGGCAAGAGUUCUGCAAUGAUCUUAAAAGAAAAGGAGCAACUGAGAAAGAAAUCAUUGUUGCCCUUGCUGAAUAUCUGUAUGAAGAAAUCCAAAAGUAUAAUGACAUGAUGUCUGAGCAUGGUAAUAGCCUCAAGGAAGCCAUUGAUGAGCUGCACUCCAUUGCCGCAAACAUAAACAAGGUUUCUAAAGGGACAAAGAUUGCUGGCAUCACAGGAGGAGCUACAACAGCAUUAGGAGGCGUGGCUGCAGCUGCUGGGGUGAUUCUGUCUCCCUUCACACUGGGAUCCUCGCUGGCUCUCACUGCAAUCGGAGUGGGUGUGGCUGCAGCGGGCGGUGUCACUGGUGCAUCAGCAGCCAUAGCAAACAAGGCAAAUCUUUCCAGUGACAAAAAGAAGAUCCAGGUGACCUUGCAAGACUUUGAAGAACGUUAUGAAAAAAUUCUCCCCUGCCUGAAGUUCAUCAAUGAGGGAAUGGAUCAACUGAAGCUGUAUGGUCAGUCUACUCUGAGUGAAGUCAAGACUGACUCAGAGAAUGCAUCCAAGGUGCUAAGGAUGUUUACAAGUUAUACAAGUGUCAUGGCUGCAGGGAGAUGCACCAAGGUUUCCGGGACCAUACGAGGCUUUGCGCUCGGGAUGGAGUUCUACUUCAAUCAGGAGAAAGAUGGGCAAAAAUUGAAAAAAGACCUCAGGUCAAAGUUUGCAAAAAAAAUUGACAAGCUUGCAGAUGAUCUUGGAGAAGGUUUUAAUGAACUCACUGAGAUUCAAAACUUGUUUGCCUAGCAUUCCAGCAGAUGUGGAUCUUAUUAUAUUCAUAGUCUCUUCGUUUUUUUAUAACAGAUUUUUGAUUUACAAUUUGUACAUUUUAUGUGGGUAUCUGUUGAGUUUAAAUUUUACCCAAACAUUUAUAAAUAUCAAGAUAAAAGUAAAAAUAAUGACAUCGGAUAAGGUAUUGUAAAUUGUCUGUUUUUCAUGGACAUUAUAAAAAUAAAAUUAUUUUUUUUCAAACUUCAA